This is a messenger RNA of Clupea harengus (Atlantic herring), 587 nucleotides long. RefSeq names its product structural maintenance of chromosomes protein 1B-like. Bases 1 to 495 code for a protein of 164 amino acids. The transcript has 5 exons. NCBI's taxonomy places the organism in Eukaryota, Metazoa, Chordata, Actinopteri, Clupeiformes, Clupeidae. The record is from RefSeq and is a predicted model, not a curated record.
AUGCAGCACACCACACUCGGUCCGGACCGGGACCUGGACCUGGAUUCAACACCAGAGUUAGGCAGAGCUAUCCUCAGUGCAGAGAACCCUGACGAGCCUUACCUGGACGACAUCAGCUACAACUGUGUGGCCCCAGGCAAACACUUCAUGGCCAUGGACAACCUGUCCGGGGGGGAGAAGGCCAUCGCCGCCCUCGCUCUCGUCUUUGCCAUUCACAGGAGACGUCCCGCUCCAUUCUUCGUGCUGGACGAGGUGGACGCCGCUCUUGACAACACCAACAUCGGCAAGGUGACAGGGUUCAUAAGGGAGCAGUGCAGGGAGAACUUCCAGGUGAUCGUCAUCUCGCUCAAAGAGGAGUUCUACUCCAGAGCAGACGUACUGCUGGGUGUGUACUCUGAGUCUGGAGACACCAUCUCCAGUCGUGUGCUCUCCAUAGACCUCACCCCCUACCCCCUGACUGAGGACACCCUCUCACAGAGAGACAAGGAGAUGUAGACAUGCAGACACACAAGGAGAUGAAGACAUGCAGACACACAAGGAGAUGGCAGGAGAUGAAGAGGAGAUGGGGUGAAUCUCAGACAGAUGUG